GCUCGGUCCUUGCUCCUCGGCCGUCUUCUUCAGGAUUUCAGAGUCAAUAAAGAAAGAAAGAAAGAAAUGUCGCCUGUAGGCGGAGUUGAAGUGAGCCCCGGAACUGUGGCCGUGUACUACGGCGGCGGGAAACUGAGAGCCACGGAGAGGAGGCUGCAGGUGGCAGAGUUCGCCCUGAGGUGCGCGAUCACUGUCUUUGGGGUUCUCACUGCCGCCCUGACUGGGUCCAACUCCCAGACCAGGGAGUUCUUCUCGCUGCAGAGGAAGGCCAGGUUCACUGAUAUGAAGGCUCUAGUGUUCUUGGUGGUGACGACUGGAGUUGUUGCAGGGUUUAGCCUGAUCCAUCUCAUCAGGUGUGUGUUGAGCAUGGCCAAGGGGAGUGUGCUCCUGAACAUGCCCCUUGCUUGGGCCAUCUUCUCUGUCGAUCAGGCAAUGGCAUAUCUGACCUUGGCUGCGGUUUCGGCAACAAUGCAAGCGUCGAUGCUUGGGAAAUUCGGCCAGCCGGAGCUGCAGUGGAUGAAGAUCUGCGAUCUUUAUACGAAGUUCUGCAAGCGAGGAGAGGUAGGCCUUGUUUGUGCUGUCCUGGUCUGCAUCUGUAUGGUCACUGUCUCCUCCAUGUCGGCCUUCAACCUCUUUCGCUUGUAUGGCAAAUUGAAAGGCAGCAAGAGCAACGAUAGUACUACUAGUUGGUAAGAGAUGCAAGCAUUGCUCUCAAUCCUUCAACUUCAUGGCUAGCAAACAUAGUGUAGUUGUUCUACUUUGAGACUUGUAAAAUUGUAAUAAAUGUGGAGACCUUGGUGUGUUGAUGGCAUCUUCAAUGCUAGCGUUAGCAACUCAUAUCCUGCUCAGUGUUAUUUAAUUCAUUGGGAAGGUUUAUUGUCAAAUUAAAA
Messenger RNA from Zingiber officinale, 890 nucleotides. Its product is annotated as CASP-like protein 2B1. The coding region runs from base 67 to 693 and encodes 208 amino acids. The record is from RefSeq and is a predicted model, not a curated record. The transcript has 3 exons. NCBI's taxonomy places the organism in Eukaryota, Viridiplantae, Streptophyta, Magnoliopsida, Zingiberales, Zingiberaceae.